Messenger RNA from Moneuplotes crassus, 1073 nucleotides. Lineage: Eukaryota; Ciliophora; Spirotrichea; Euplotida; Euplotidae. The record is from the annotation of a GenBank genome assembly.
GUUUGAAUUAUUAUUUUAACAAAAUGAGUAAACUAAGUUCACUUAUCGAGUCCAACACAUUCAGCGUGAACACCUCUGAAUGCAGUACCAGCGAAGGUAUCAGUGCCUCCACAAUGCCUAUCCCCCAAUUCAUCUCUGGCCUCCGUCGCUUCAACACAAAGCAGCCUCUGGAGAAUGGAUCUGAAAUUCCCAAAAUCCUAAGCACUCCUUCCAAAUGCUUGACUGGACCUCUUCCGAAACUGUUGUGCGAAGCUUCUCAGACCCAGCCGACCCAAGCCAGCAGCUGAGGCUCUCGAAGGCCUUCGGUAAACGCUGCAGAUUGUCAAGAAAAGACAUUGAUUCAUGGGUCUUCCUUUUGGGUCUGAACAGAUACACAGACUGAAGAUGACGAAAAUAGAAACAUAAGUCUGUCAGAGAGGAAACAUUGAGUCUACAAGCCCUUGAGUGUCCAGCAAAAAAGAGCAGAUGUAUUUCAGGUGUCAAGGAAUCCAAGUAAAAUUGAAAUACUCCUGAAAAUGGAUACGAGGCAUUCGACUCCGGUGAAACAUGCUUGGUGAGAAACAGAGAAUCUAACUUCGUUUGAAGCUUUUGAAGAGUCUUGAUGUCACCAUCCAAGGCCAUCAAACACUCCAUUCAAAUACUGAGAGGGUUUAUGGCCUGCUGGCAAGCCUCUUGAAGUUAACCAGCAAGUUGAGAUAUCUGACCUUGACAAACAAAUCUUCAAUCUCAAGAAACAGGCUUGAGAGCUAGUAAAUAAAAUUGAUCAAUUAACCGAUGAAAACUCUCAGCUCACUGAUGAGUUCAACUCUUUAUUAUAUAACAAACUUUAACUCGGACUCUUCGGUUCUGAAGUUGCAACCUGAAUAUGGAAUUUCAUUAGCUGUUGACUCGAUAGUAUAAGCGUUGCCAAUUGUGUCUGUAACUUUAAAGUGUUUCACUUAACCUCUUCAAGGUUAUCUUUGUUCAUAUCCUAAAAUACACCUUAAAGCUGAAACCAUUGGAUCCCAAUAUCCGAUUCUGAAACGCUUUAUGUUCAAAAUAUUUUUCUGAAUAUUUCUUGAGGCGACAUCAUU